Poeciliopsis prolifica (blackstripe livebearer) is the source of this 1421-nucleotide messenger RNA. RefSeq names its product FA complementation group F (gene fancf). Gene Ontology annotation, cellular component: Fanconi anaemia nuclear complex. The record is from RefSeq and is a predicted model, not a curated record. Bases 117 to 1145 code for a protein of 342 amino acids. NCBI's taxonomy places the organism in Eukaryota, Metazoa, Chordata, Actinopteri, Cyprinodontiformes, Poeciliidae. Gene Ontology annotation, biological process: interstrand cross-link repair. The transcript is spliced from 2 exons.
CGCAUGCGCACAAGUAAAGGCGACACAAAUACAAACGGAACCCGGGUAUUGGAAAGUAAAGACAAUGCCAAACACCGGGAGCCCACUGGCUGGGCUGUGAAUGCGGACAGCGCCACAUGGAGGCUGUGCUGAAAAACGUGGGCAGUACCGUGGAGCUGCUGGCCGUGGCCGCCCACAGCGGCGUGGUGAAUGAGUGGGAUGAGCAGACCGUGACCAGGGCUUUUCACUGGGCCAGGUACUGUGAGCAUAUUUACAGCAGGUUCCACGGUAACCCCGUCAUCAGAGGAGUCCUGGAGAAGCAGCUGCAGCUCACCAAUCACAGUUUGAAGGAAGCUCUUCCAGAAUACAACGCAGUGUCGUUUUUGGAUCUGGGCCGCUGCCAGGACCUGCUGCUCCUCUUUCUGUUGAACAACUCUGCAUUGCCGAUCUCCAUCAUGAAGAUGCUUUUUGAAACCAAGGCCUCUGCUGAUUCUACAAGCAGCGGCUAUGAAGACGUCAGAGGCCUCUGCAACCAGAUCAUUCAGUGCAAAUCUGCCUGUAUGGUCCUGCGUCCCCUCCUGGGCGUACCCUCUGUUGGUGCUGAUGCUGAAGUUCAGGGAGAGAUGUUGAUGGAAAGGUUGAGAUCCAUGCUGAGCCAGAGCAGCGAUCCCUGCCAGGUGGAGGACUUUCUGAGCUCCGUCCUUCAGGAAUUUGAGGUUGCAGCGGAGCAUUUGUGUCCAGUCAUCGCUGCAGCUCUGCUGACAAAAGACUCGGCUGCACAAACCGCCUCUCAGGAUUUUCUCCUGGACUGGCUGACGAGUCGGCACGGCAUACUGCAGCAUGUGUGCACUGUGCUGCCUUCCAAGGUUCUUGCAGACUUAGCAGAAAGACACCAGAAAUUUAGAGAUUCGUUCUGCAAGCUGCUGAAGAAGUGGGCCUCGGAGAUGGAGUACAGGGUAACAGAAGGCGAAUGGGUUCACGCUGCUACAAAUUCUGCGGUGUCCUUCCAGAAAAUGACGGAGCAUUAUUUGACCCUGUUUGAGGCCUGUCCCUCUCUGAGGACAGAAAUAGAGGCUGAGCUAAAUACACAGAGGAUUGCUGAUGGAGACUUUGAUGUCAGAGGUCUGAGUGUGUGGGGGGACAUCAUGUUGGCAUUGAGAAAGUGACCUCUGGUUUCUUUCGAACUAGAAGAUACCAUCAAGUUUACAUGAUAAUUUGUCUGCCUGAUGUCUGUUAAUAUUAAAUAAAAUAAACUGCUUUCCAAAAAAUAAGACAAAUAAAAAGACAUUUGAUCAUCUGAAGGAUGCAGUGCACCUGUUCACUACUGAUUUAUGGUUAUUUAUAUUUAUUAUGCUGGUGUUUGCUAUUGUUGAGCAUUGUUCAAGAAUGUUUUUUAUGAAGUGGAAUUGAACAAUAAGGCAAUAAAUAAUUUUUUUAGGUUA